AACGAAAGGCGGUCUUUUUGUCUGCUCAACCCUUGUCGGAUUCCAUUUCCGGUAAAUGGGUUUUGUCCCGACAAUGAUAUACACCGCUAGAGGUUCGCUUCUCAGCUCCACCUGUAAGCUACGCCAUCCCUUUUCUUGUGAUUCACUGAAACCUCUCGGUCCUCUGUUGAGAAACCUGAGCACAGCUGCUGAGAGAUUAGGUUUCCUAAACCCGAAUCCAACUGGUACUUCUUCAAAUCAAGUUGACUUCGUGAAUAGAGAUCAGUUCCUAGGUGGGUUUCAGCAGAAUUCAUAUGGGCAGAGCUUAAACCCAGAUGGGUUUUAUCAAAGCAGUGAACUUUAUAACCAGAGACAACGAAAUUGGCGAAGUAGUAGUGAUGGUUUUUCGUCAUAUGGUAAUCACAAUCAGGAGAAUGCAGGUUUUGUUCACUCACCUAACCAGAGUGAUCCGCAAGUCCAGUCUCAUCAAGAUAAUAGUGGUUAUGACUCAUUGGAUGCGCUUUGCAGAGAAGGUAAUGUGAAAGAAGCAGUUGAUAUCAUCAAAUCAUGGAGAAAUCAGGGUUAUAUUGUGGAUUUACCCAGGCUUUUGUGGAUAGCUAAGCUAUGUGGAGAUGCACAGGCUUUACAAGAAGCCAAAGUUGUUCAUGAGUUUAUUACUUCUUCGGUUUCUCGUUCGGACAUCAGCGCUUACAACUCGGUGAUAGAAAUGUACUCUGCUUGUGAGUCCGUGGAAGAUGCGAUAGCCGUUUUCGAGAGUAUCCCUGAGAAGAACUCGCAGACUUGGUGCGGUAUCAUAAGGUGUUUGGCAAAGAAUGGACAUGAAGAGGACGCCGUUGAUAUGUUCUCUCGUUUUAAAGUUGAAGGGAACAGACCCGAUGGGGAGGUUUUCAAAGAGGUCUUCGUUGCGUGCGGUGUGCUUGGUGACGUUAACGAAGGGCUGCUUCACUUUGAGUCGAUGAGGAGAGACUACGGGAUCGUUCCUGAUAUGGAACAUUACGUGAGCAUCGUUAAAAUGUUGGCUGAGCCUGGUUACUUAGAUGAAGCGUUGAGAUUUGUUGAGUUGGUGGAACCAAACGCUGUUGAUUUGUGGGAGACAUUGAUGAAUCUUGCACGUGUUCACGGGGAUUUAGAGCUCGGCGACCGGUGUCAAGACGUGGUUGAGCAGCUUGAUGCGUGUAGACUGAGCAAAGAAUCAAAGGCGGGUCUUGUCCCUGUGAAAUCAUCAGACUCAGCAAAAGAGAAGCUACAGAGGAUGACGACAAGGGAUAAUAACUUCAGGGCUGGAGAUAUAUCUCUUCCGGAAAACAGAGAAUACUACAUGGCGCUGAAGAGUUUAAAGGAGCAUAUGGUGGAGCUUGGUUACGUGCCCGAGUCUAGGCUUGCGUUGCACGACGUGGAGCAGGAGAGCAGAGACGAGAACCUUUUUAACCACAACGAGAGAUUCGCCUUCGUCUCGUCGUUUCUCAACACUCCUGCGCGUUCUGAAGUACUAGUGAGGAAGAAUCUACGAGUUUGUAUUGAUUGCCACAACGCGUUGAAACUGAUGUCGAAGAUAGUUGGGAGACGGAUGAUCUCGCGAGAUGUCAAGAGGUAUCACCAUAUGGAAGAUGGUGUUUGCUCUUGCAGAGACUAUUGGUGAUCAAAAUUAGUGUUUUGCUUUGACUUGGUUUAGAGAGUGGCAAAACAUUAGACAUUUGUUUAUGUAUUAUUAAGUUUUUUUUGGUCUCUUUAAUCAUUUCAAAUUUUAUUUUUAAAUAUCCCAAUUUAAAAUAAUAGAUUUACCAUUA
Messenger RNA from Brassica rapa (field mustard), 1787 nucleotides. Its product is annotated as pentatricopeptide repeat-containing protein At4g32450, mitochondrial. Lineage: Eukaryota; Viridiplantae; Streptophyta; Magnoliopsida; Brassicales; Brassicaceae. Gene Ontology annotation, molecular function: zinc ion binding; RNA binding; protein binding. The record is from RefSeq and is a predicted model, not a curated record. Gene Ontology annotation, biological process: RNA modification.